Messenger RNA from Amphiprion ocellaris (clown anemonefish), 11314 nucleotides. RefSeq names its product ATPase plasma membrane Ca2+ transporting 3b (gene atp2b3b). Gene Ontology annotation, biological process: calcium ion transmembrane transport; regulation of cytosolic calcium ion concentration. The record is from RefSeq and is a predicted model, not a curated record. Lineage: Eukaryota; Metazoa; Chordata; Actinopteri; Pomacentridae. The transcript has 26 exons. Gene Ontology annotation, cellular component: intracellular membrane-bounded organelle; membrane. Gene Ontology annotation, molecular function: ATP binding; ATP hydrolysis activity; P-type calcium transporter activity. The coding region runs from base 1220 to 5215 and encodes 1331 amino acids.
UGCUGCGACCGAGCUCCUGUGCGCGCGAGCUCAGGCAGCGGCUCGACCCCUCCUCCAAAAGAUGUCGCAGGAGUUCCGGUGCUUCUCCUCCUCCGCCGCCGCCGCUGCCGCCGCUCCGCUCGUCCCGCUGCCCUGAACCGUUCACCGAGUCCGGUCCGACCUCUCACGGCCGUUAGCAGCAGCCAGCCCGGUCCUCCCCCUCUCCUCCCUCCCUCCCUCACCCAGCACGGAGGUGUUUAAACCGGCGCAUCCUCUCUCUCUCUCUCUCUCUGUCACUCAUCCUCUCUCUCUCUCUCUCCCCCCUCUCUCUCUCUGUCACUCAUCCUCUCUCUCUCUCUCUCCCCCCCUCUCUCUCUCUCCUCCACCGCCGCAGAACUCCGCCGACCAACCGUCAGGUGACCGGAGCGGAGCGGAAUAUUCAUCAGCACCGUCGUCGUCUUUUCAUCCCUCCACUCCUUCGGACUCCAGGCGACCGGAGCUGCCGCAGCCCCCGGUUCUCUUCCCCUCCCCAACCCCCCUGUAUCCUCUCAUCCGGUCUGGGACAUUCUCCGCUCCACGCACACGCAGAUUAACGGGGAUUCUGCCUCCCCGCCCGCGCGCUGAUGCUGAUGUCCUUGAGCUCGGCCUGCACGGUCCUGGUGGUGCAGCAAUAGCUACCUCUGAACUGGAUCCGCUUCCUGUCUCUGAUUCAUCAGCCGCCUUUGCCUCGCUCGCCCCUCUCUCCACCCGUCCGUCAUCCCUCCAUCGCUGUCUGCAGGUCUGUCCGCCCGUCCGUCCGUCCGUCCAUGGACUGGCCGUGACCCCGGAGGGAGGGGGACAGAAACGAGGAAAGAGCGGAGUUGCAGAGGAGACGAAGGAAAAGAAAGCUGGAUUCAUUCAGACGUCACGCUUCUGAAGUGCCCCUGUUCGCCGUCCUUCAUCCCCCUCACCCUCCUCCUCCUCCGCCUCCCUCUGUUACAGAGAUUUAAAGGAGCGGUGGGAGGCAAAGGCCGAGAUAGGUAGGAGAAAAACAAUUCACAACCAACGCCCUCUCAUUGCCCUUAUAUAUAUUUAAAGAGGGGUUUGGGCAUAUUGGUACAUUUUUUUAUAAAUAAAAAUAUUUAGACAGAAAACCGAGACUGUGGAGCACAUGAACAACCCUCCAACAAGCAGACGAAAGGGGACCUGAGCAGACUACGGAGAGAGAGGAGGACCAAAACAGAGGAAAACACUCACUGAUAUGUCAACGACAGCCACGAUGGGUGAAAUGGCAAACAGCGCUGUGGAGUUUUAUCCUAAAGGGACUCGAGGCGGGGGUGGAGGAGGAAGGGCAGAUGGCAGCCAUGCAGGCGGAGACUUUGGGGUCACGGUUACGGAGCUCAGGGAGCUGAUGGAGCUCCGAGGAGCUGACGCCAUACAGAAGGUCCAGGACAGCUAUGGAGGCACAGACGGCCUCUGCCAGAGACUACAGUCCAGCAUCACUGACGGCCUCAGUGGCGACCCGGCGGACCUGGAGCGUCGAGGCCAAACGUACGGCCAAAACUUCAUCCCCCCGAAGAAGCCCAAGACCUUCCUGGAGCUGGUGUGGGAGGCCUUGCAGGACGUCACGCUCAUCAUCUUGGAGGCUGCCGCCAUCAUCUCCCUCGGUCUCUCCUUCUACCAGCCUCCCGGAAAGGAAACCGAAUCUUGCGGGAAUGUGUCGGGGGGUGCAGAAGACGAAGGCGAGGCCGACGCCGGCUGGAUCGAGGGUGCGGCCAUCUUGCUCUCCGUUGUGUGCGUUGUCCUCGUGACGGCGUUUAACGACUGGUCCAAAGAGAAGCAGUUCCGCGGUCUGCAGAGUCGGAUCGAGCAGGAACAGAAGUUCACAGUCGUGCGGAAAGGAAACGUCAUCCAGAUACCUGUGGCUGACAUGGUGGUGGGCGACCUGGCUCAGGUCAAAUACGGUGACCUGCUGCCGGCUGAUGGGAUCCUGAUCCAGGGCAAUGAUCUAAAGAUAGAUGAGAGCUCCCUCACAGGAGAGUCUGACCACGUACGCAAAUCUGUGGAGAAGGACCCCAUGCUGCUCUCAGGUACCCAUGUGAUGGAGGGAUCUGGUCGGAUGCUGGUGACAGCUGUAGGCGUCAACUCACAGACAGGCAUCAUCUUCACCCUGCUGGGAGCCGGAGAGGUGGAGGAAGACGGCAAAGAGAAGAAAGGAAAACAACCCGAUGGAGCAGUGGAGAACAAUCAGAACAAAGCCAAGAAGCAGGACGGGGGUGUUGCCAUGGAGAUGCAACCCCUGAAGAGUGCAGAGGGAGGCGAGGUGGAGGACCGAGAGAAGAAGAAGACCAAUGUUCCUAAGAAAGAGAAGAGCGUCCUGCAGGGCAAACUCACCAAACUGGCCGUUCAGAUCGGCAAAGCAGGUUUGGUGAUGUCGGCCAUCACUGUCAUCAUUCUGGUGCUGUACUUUGUCAUCAACACAUUUGUCGUUGAAGGUCGCACAUGGAUGACAGAGUGCACUCCGGUCUACAUCCAGUACUUUGUCAAGUUCUUCAUCAUUGGAGUCACUGUGCUGGUGGUGGCCGUCCCCGAGGGUUUACCACUCGCUGUCACCAUCUCUCUGGCUUAUUCUGUCAAGAAAAUGAUGAAAGACAACAACCUUGUACGGCAUCUGGAUGCUUGCGAGACCAUGGGCAAUGCCACGGCCAUCUGCUCCGACAAGACUGGCACCCUCACCACCAACCGCAUGACGGUAGUGCAGACUUACGUAGGUGAUGUGCACCACCGUGUGAUCCCAGACCCUGGACAGAUCAACCCCCGGACACUGGAUCUGUUAGUCAACGCUAUUGCCAUUAACAGCGCCUACACCUCCAAGAUCUUACCUCCUGAUGUGGAGGGAGGUCUGGCUAAGCAGGUGGGCAACAAGACAGAGUGUGGUCUGCUGGGAUUUGUAUUAGACCUACAGCAAGACUACGCUCCUGUCAGAGACCAGAUCCCUGAGGAGAGACUGUACAAGGUGUAUACAUUUAACUCAGUGCGUAAAUCCAUGAGUACGGUGAUCAAACUGCCCGAUGGUUCCUUCCGCCUCUACAGCAAAGGAGCCUCCGAGAUCAUGUUGAAGAAGUGUUCCUACAUCCUGGACGCCAAUGGAGAAGCACGCAGUUUCCGCCCACGUGAUCGAGAUGAGAUGGUUAAACAGGUGAUUGAGCCAAUGGCGUGUGAGGGACUGAGGACCAUCUGCAUUGCAUACCGUGACCUGCCGUCCAAUCCAGAGCCAGACUGGGAGAACGAGGCAGAAAUAGUGACAGAGCUGACCUGCAUCACUGUGGUUGGAAUUGAGGAUCCUGUGCGGCCUGAGGUGCCUGAGGCCAUCCGUAAGUGUCAGCGUGCAGGCAUCACGGUGCGAAUGGUGACUGGUGAUAACAUUAACACAGCGAGGGCCAUCGCUGCUAAAUGUGGCAUCAUCCACCCCGGAGACGACUUUAUCUGUCUUGAAGGCAAAGAUUUUAACCGACGAAUCAGGAACGAGAAAGGAGAGAUUGAACAGGAACGUAUUGACAAAAUCUGGCCCAAACUGCGCGUGCUGGCUCGAUCCUCGCCAACCGACAAACACACACUGGUUAAAGGCAUCAUCGACAGCAGCGUUGUAGAACAGAGGCAGGUUGUCGCAGUAACAGGAGAUGGAACUAAUGAUGGACCCGCUUUGAAAAAGGCUGAUGUGGGCUUCGCCAUGGGUAUUGCAGGCACAGACGUGGCUAAAGAGGCGUCUGACAUCAUCCUGACCGAUGACAACUUCAGCAGCAUCGUCAAGGCGGUGAUGUGGGGACGAAAUGUUUACGAUAGCAUCUCCAAGUUCCUCCAGUUCCAGCUCACGGUCAACGUAGUGGCUGUCAUUGUGGCCUUCACUGGGGCCUGCAUCACUCAGGACUCUCCUCUGAAGGCGGUGCAGAUGCUGUGGGUAAAUCUGAUCAUGGAUACGUUUGCCUCCCUGGCACUGGCCACUGAGCCCCCCACCGAGGCCCUGUUGCUACGGAAACCCUACGGCCGGAACAACCCGCUCAUCUCGCUGACCAUGAUGAAGAACAUCCUGGGCCAUGGAGUGUACCAGCUGGUCAUCAUCUUCACCCUGCUGUUCAUAGGCGAGCGCAUGUUUAACAUCGACAGUGGUCGUAACGCUCCGCUCCACUCCCCUCCCUCCGAGCACUACACCAUCAUCUUCAACACCUUUGUGCUCAUGCAGCUUUUCAACGAAAUCAAUGCUCGCAAGAUACACGGAGAGAGAAACGUCUUUGAUGGCAUAUUUUCCAACCCCAUCUUCUGCUCCAUUGUUCUGGGAACCUUCGCCGUGCAGAUCGUGAUUGUGCAGUGGGGAGGGAAGCCCUUCAGCUGCGCCCCUCUCAACGUGGAGCAGUGGCUCUGGUGUCUGUUCGUGGGAGUUGGAGAGCUGCUCUGGGGGCAGGUCAUCGCCACGGUGCCAACAGAGCGGCUGCCAUGUCUGAAGGAGGCGGGUCUGGGCCUGGAGCCCAGCGAGGAGGAAGGCGAGGAGCUGGCGGAGGACGAGGAGGAGAUCGACUGUGCCGAGAGAGAACUACGCCGGGGACAGAUCCUCUGGUUCAGAGGCCUCAAUCGUAUCCAGACCCAGAUGGAGGUAGUGAGCACGUUCAAGCGAAGCGGUUCGUUUCAGGGAGCGGUGAGACGGCGCUCCUCCGUGCUCAGUCAGCUCCACGACGUAAACACUAUCUCUACCCCCUCUCACAUGCGAGUGGUGAAAGCAUUCCGUAGUUCGCUGUAUGAGGGCCGGGAGAAACCGGAAUCCCGCAACUCCAUCCACAACUUCAUGGCCCACCCAGAGUUCCUCAUCAACGACCUCAUCCACAACAUCCCGCUGAUUGACGACACCGACGUGGACGACGAAUCAGAGCUCAGCAGAUACCAGCACCUGCACCCGGCCCUCCGCAAGCCACCACCCCCUCCCGCCCAGCCCCCGGCCCGCACCCGUCCCACCCGCCCCUACCGCCAGUACAGCCUCCCGGUGACCCCGUGCAACCGAAACAACAACAACAACAGCAGCAGCAGCAGCAGCAGCAGCAUCGACUCAAUGGUCACCCACGGCAACAAAAGCAACAACCGGAGCCCCUACCAUCACCACCACCGCCACCAACAGCACCACCACCAUAACCAUCACGGCAGGGACCGGCCGGUGAAACCCUCCGCCCCUCACCUGGCCCAUCUCUACUGUGUGGAGACCUCCUUAUAACUGAGCUCUUUGUGGGUUUUGUGGGGGAGGAAGGGAGUCUUGGGGGAGGGGGAGGUAAAGGGUGAGAGUGAGAGAGGGCUGAGGACACACAUGAACAUUUUCAUCCGAUCUCCCCCGAUGACGAGCUCACAGGAGGAUGCGAAGGACGAGGGAGGCACCUGGAGGGAGUGGACAAUGGCUGGAGACUUCUGCUCGCAGCUCCCUGAGAACAUUGCAACUUUCCCUCCCUUUGCCCUUUGCUCCAGCCCUCUCAGUCUGACUCCCCCAAUCCUCCCCUGACCCCCGACCCCCCUCACCCCGACUCCCCACCACCUUCCCCUGCACCCGACCCAGCGGUCUGUCGCCUUCCCCGAGGAGCACCACCCAGCCUCACCCAGCACCGCCGCCGCCCUCAACCCCAGCCUCACAUACCCUCACCACACACUGCGUUUUUGCCCCGAGCGGCGGUCAGGAUGGGGGAGGUAUUGGGUUGGGGGGGGUGACAGACACAUCGGAAAACCGGGAAAACAUCCCUCAACGCUUCAGCAGAACAGGGCCACAUGGCUAUGGGGGCUGACUCACUCUGUUUCUAUUGGUGUUCAUCAUUAGUGUUGUUGUCACUCACCAACCCGCCCAACAUUUAUCUGGCCACUUUAAAGUCACUGCUUUGCUCGCAAUAUGUCAACGAAAAAAAAGAAAAAAAACGCUUUGUUAAAGCUUUAUACUAGACUUCAGUCCUUUCCAUUUCUGAUUUUAUUUCUGGACAUAAUGGUGCUCAUUCAUUUCUUUCUUUUUACAUUGUUCGAUUUAUUUCUUCUCUCUGAAUUUUUUUUAGAGAUUUUAUUCUUUCACCCUUAUCUCUCUCUUUCAGUGUGUGUAUGUGUAUUGUCUUGUCUCUUCUGAAGAAAAAACUAACAAAAAUGUAACAAAAACAAUUUGCAAAGAAAGAAGCUGUUCAUUUAAACCUUAUAGUAAUAGAAUGGCUGCAAAAAACAACUAAAGGAUGGGGGAGGGGGGACACGUAAAUAUAUAUAUAUAUAUAUAUAUAUGUGUGUGUGUGUGUGUGUAUAUAUAUAUAUAUAUAUACACACAUACAUACAUGCAUACAUACAUACACACAUACAUGCAUAGGUAAUUUGAAUGUUUGGGAAGCAACGACACUGAACUUUUCAUCACCCACCCAGUCCCUGAAUAAUGCCUCCCCAUCCAUCAUGACCUGUUAUCUGUUAUCUGUUAUCAGCUAUGAGAUUGUGAGAUCUCAUGUUAAUUUGGAUGUAUACAUUCUUUAGCCCCAUACAGCACUAAACCUAAUUUACAGCCUCCUGCCAUGUCAACGAACUCAUGAGUAUGUGUGGGUAAUAUUGAUGGCGAACCCAACGGUGACGUCCCCCUCCGUCCCUUCAUUCUCUGUUUCCCACCAUCUUCUCUCUUGCUGUUCCUCCUUUGCUCACGUUGUCUCGUCCCUUCUUGGUCUUUUGUCGUCGUCGUCGGGUGUGUGUACACGUGUGUUUGUGUGUGUGUUUCAGCUUUUUUUUCUUUUUGGAAAAAAAACGCUGAACGCUUGUGAAGCAUUAACCCUUUAAAACGCCAUCAAAACACGCAAUGCACAGGCGAUGGCCCUUUAAGACUAACGUGCACUCACUCCGAAAGCCGCUCCUGCUCACGUGCCAUUGGGUGGUACUCCGUCAUGUGACCGGCGCCCUCUCCACAGACAAAGAGAUUGUUUCAUUUGAUCAUUUGGAUGUUGAAUCCAGUCGUGCGUCAGAAUUUUUAAAAAAAUAACAAAAAAUCUCUACCAAUCAGGCUCGCGUCUAAUGUCAUUGUUCAGUUUUAGCUUUAGUCCACUCACAUCUAUCAGGUGCGAACAAUGAAAGCUCAUGUCUCACAUCCUCAUACAUUCCACAUCAUCAUGAUAUACAAUUUGUUGAUUGGGAUAUUUCAAAGAAGCAGUCUGACACUUAAGAAAAUAUUUAUAUUUGCUUUCCUGCUGAGUGUUGGAUGACAAGAUCAACUUUUACAUCUGUGCUGAAAGUGAGGCUUGAAUAUGACAAAGCCUGGAUACAGGAGGAAACAGUUAGCCUGACUCUAAUGCACAUCUUAGCACAUUUAAAGCUCACUAAUUGGCUGCUGGGAGACAUUACACACAUUACACACUUUGUGCUGCAGGAGGCUGUUUAUUCAAUUUUUUGUGGAGUUUCAGUGUUUUGUCAUCAGAAAUUAUUGCUGGGAGGUGCUAAAAAAAUGUGAUUACAAUAACAUAUAUUUCUGCAUAUCCUCCCUGCUGGUUAUCAAUCAUACUUUAGAUAGUAUGAUCACGAACUAAGUAUUAAAUUUCAUUCUGAGGCGUAUAAAUUGCAGACUGAGAAAUACAAGCAUUUGCCUGUGCAGAUUCUCAGUCAUCCGGCUCAUGAUAGCCCAAAGAGCUUCAGUGAAAAGCGACAGGACGCUUGAAGGUGUUUCACCUCUCAUCCAAGAGGCAGAACUGAAGAUGCCUCUUGGGUUUGAGGUGAAGCAUCUUCAAGAACUAAAAAGAAAAGUUGCCUUCUGCUGAAGAAAAUACAAGCAUGUAUUUGACUUCUUUUUCAGCACAGACUGGGCUGUUAGAAUAUGUCUGCUGCUGUACAACCAGAGUUCAAGCAAAAAGGAAUUGCAUUUUAUCAUGUUUUAUUCAUUUUUCAACACACAAAAAAAACUAUUUUGGUGCAUUUAGUUUCUUUAAACUUGAGGCGCAAAAUUAUAAGCUAACAAAGAAACAUACCAACUUAAUGCUUUUAUAGUUGUUGAAAAUUGGAGUAGUCUUACACACCAGAUGUUUCUCUUGCGCUAUCUACAGUUUACCAUUUUCAAAGUCCGCUUCACUACAGGAUACAAUCACAACAACGUCCACACGGAAAAUUUCAGUCACAAGAUAAUUGUGAUUGGCUUAAAGAAAUACAGAGAAGCCAACUUAAUGGAUUUUGGUUUUAUAGAAGAUUAUGUGCCGUAAAAUUUCUGGGCUGACGCUGUGAAUGACGUUAAAAAGAAAUAAUCUGUGAGUGAACUUUAGUGGUGCUGCUUGAAUGAUUUGCUUUCCUUUUGCCCAAACUACGAAAGCUGUUCUCCAUCUUUGACUCACAAGAUAAUUGUGAUUAGUUUAAAGAAAUAUGAACAAGUAGAAUGAUAAUGUUGUGCAGUCAGACCAUUCUACACAGCGCUGUGUCAUAAGUAGAAAAUGUGCUGACCAUGCGAGACUUUAAUUGGAGAGACCUCAGGGUUAAACCAAAGAGAGGUGGUUAUGUAAGAAUGUUGAUGGUUAAUGAGAUGCAGUCAGACCAUUCUAUACAGCGCUAUGCUAGUAGUAGCAAAGAGUCUGGCUAUAUGAGACUGUAAAACAGAGGGUUAAGCCAAAGAAAGGUGGUUUUAUAGACCAUUAUGUGAUUUCCCUGCCGACCUUCUUGGAUUAAACAAAUGAGAAAUAACCUGUUAGUGAGCUUCAGAUGUGCUGCGAGAAGGAUUUUGUUUCUUUAGGGCUAAGCUAGGCCAGCUGUUCCCCCCAGUUUCCCGUCAUUUAAUCAGAAGUUGAUUGUGAUUAGUUUUAGGAAAUGCAAACAAGCAAGAAUGUUUUUUUCCCCUAUAACAGAAUGAUAAUGAGGUGCAGUCAAACCAUUCAACACAGCACUGUAUCAGCAGUAGAGAAUGGUCUGGCUAUGCAAGACUUCAAAAGAGUUUAACCAAAGAGAGGAAACAACAAAUUGUGGUUUUAUAGAAGGCUAUGUGCCAUAAGAGUUUUGGGCGGACCCUCGUGGAAGAAACAAAUGAGGACUAACCUGUUAAUGAGCUUUAGAGGUGCUGCAGGUGUUUCUUUUGGGCUAAGCCAGGAGAGCUGUUUCAUCUUUAAAUCACAAGAUGAUUGUGAUUGGUUUCCCCACUAUAGUAGAAUGAUAAUGUUGUGUAGACAGACCAUUCUACACAGCACUGUGUCAGCAGUAAAGAAUGGUCUGGCUAUGUGAGACUGCAAAUCAGAUGGUUUAACCAAAGAGAGGUGGUUUUGCGGAAGAUUGUGUGAUUUCUGGGCUGAGAAAUGACCUACUGUUGGGCUUUAGAGUUGCUGCUAGACGGAUUUAGUUCGUUCCAGUCAAUAUCGAACUGGUAUCAAGGAAGCCAAUGAGCCUAGUUCCCAAAACAUUGAUCGAGUGGCACAUUAUGUUGUCCAAUGUAAAGGCCAGUGACACGCUGCAUGAACACACCCCAACAACAAAAGAAAAUUAAAUCAGAAGGCCUCCCAUGUGACACCGGGUCCACCGUCACCUCCACCUCAACAUUCCAUGGAACAUACAUUCCAGACGUCACAUUCCAGUGCGGAUGUGAGAGUGCCCUCCUGUAUCCCAUGAUGCACUAGGUGUGGGUGAACCGCUGACUUCAUGUUGCCUCGGAGCGCAACACCGCAAAGCAAUGCAAACUCCUCUGCCGCUUCCCUUUCCGUCGUCCCCCUUCCUGCUCCCCACCGCCCCCCUUUUCCCCGCCCUCGGUCGACUCCCACCAGCCAGAGGAAGGCAAGGGGCAGAUAAUAUGCAACCAGACUGCCAAACACCUGAACCCGGCCGUGAGAGUAGAAACACAGCGAGAGAACAUGUCUGUCCUGCUAGUUCUGUUUCAGGAUACGCGCAGGGCUCUCUGGGAAAACACCUCCCUUACCUGUACAGAACUCUGUCUUCUUGAAUGCUCAUCAUCAUCGUCGUCACCCUCGACCCGGAUGGCGACACUGUAUUGGUCUGUCUGUUUUGAAGCAUGCAUUUGGUAUCAUUAAUGUCACUCUUUAUGUGUUGGUAAAUCAUUUAGGCUACUGUCACUUCUGUGUGCUAUGAUCUCUCCACAUCUGCUUUCUCACACACACACAAACACACACAAAACACAUCCUGUAACCUGUUUCUAUUUCAGCACCUCUGAGCACGGCUACAUCAGUGCUUUCUGCGGUAUUAAAAGAAAAGAGAAAAAAAACAACUUGAAAAAACAAAACAAAAAAAAAACAGACACCAAACGACAAAGAGGGGUGGAGGAAAAUCUGCAGUUGGUGUAAAUUUGACUGUCCAGUUCCAGCCAUCUCUGUCCAUCGUCCAGCACAUCAUGAUGUUGUGAGACAGUUUCACAGAAGGCAAAACACAAUGUGAAAAAGAAUAUAUUAUUUAUCAGAAUUAUAAAAUUGUACAACUGCACCACUACUGUACAGAUCGCCCAAAUGUGCACAUGUGCAUCUUUGAUUUUACAGGUACUAUGUUCCUGUUACACCUUUUUUCUUUUCUUUUUUUAAAUUUAGUUAUUUUUUCUUUCUUUUAACUCCUUUUUGCUUUUUGUAAAGAGAGGAACAACAAAAUGGAAGCGCUUGUAUAUUAUGAUUAUGAUUAUUAUGAUUACUAUUCUUAUUAUUUUCUCCACCGGUGCUCCCACUGAUGGAAAAAAAGACAGUUGCACAUUCUCCUGAGCAUAUUCUGAGGGCUGUGUUUUCUGUCCAUUGAACAGCCCCUGAAGUGUGCAGAGGUGUGGAGAUACUUCUAGUCUCUUAAGACCAGAGACACCACUCUGUAAAUAGAGAACAGGAGAUACAAAAUGUACCUCAUUAUGAUCUAAGGACUGGACAAAGUGGGGACCCAAUGGAGGAUGGAAGAACCGGAGGGCGACGCAGAGCUAGAGGCCGCAGAAGUGCAGCGCAUCCAUGCACUGUUUAGGCUGCUCUCUUAGAUCUGCCCCGAGUAUUUACUGCCAUGUGACAAACGGGAAGGAAUUAAGGUUUUACAUUAUUCAUUAUACAUACUGUUGUAAAUAUUGUGUGUGGAAAUGGUCCCCCUUCUUGCACAACGCAGUGCUGUUCUGCAGACAGAAAAUGCAGCCUUAACUGUGCUGAAACGAUAAAAAGACCAAAAAAAGAAAAAAAACCCAUAAAGACUAUUGAAUAUAUUAAAGAGUUACCUGCCUGUUAUUUAAGCGAAUAAAUAUCUAUAUAUGAGAAAGAACACACCUGUAUACUGUAGACUAAAUCUGUAUGGAAAUCUAAGAGAAUUUAAUGGGAAUUAAGUCCAACACCUUUUGUCUGUAUGAAAGAAAAAAUACAUCAAAGUAUUCUACAAUAAUAACUUUGACAAAGUC